Messenger RNA from Linum trigynum, 2961 nucleotides. Lineage: Eukaryota; Viridiplantae; Streptophyta; Magnoliopsida; Malpighiales; Linaceae. The record is from the annotation of a GenBank genome assembly.
AUUAGUCGUCUCUCAACCUCAAAUUCAUCAAAUUAAAAAUUAUCAAUUAAAAAAACUUGAAAUGUUAGCCCUAGGCAAUUCAAGACUCUUUGCUUAGUCUUUUUGCCCAAAAUUAAACACUAAAUUCUAAUUUAUAUAGUUGAUUAUUAAUUGCGAAGGUAAUUAAUUUUGUAUUUGAUAAUAUCGAUUGGGAUACCGAAGUACCGAUUGUGAUACCGAAAUAUUUAGAGAUUGUGAUUAGGAUACCGAAAUUAGUUAGGGAUUGAGAUUGAGAUUGAUUUCAGGGUGUAAUUCCGUAUUCGGGAUUUCGGUAUUUGGUAUUGGGAUACCGAUACCGUACCGAUUUUCACCCCUAUUCGUGAUCAACCAAGUGUCUUAUGAAUGACUCGACGUUUGACUCGAUAAAAGUUCGUUCGGUUAAGAAAAAGUUUGACUCGUUCAUUAACUUCAAGGAGUAUUACAGUAACUAAUUAUAUUAUUAGUACAGCACUUGCAUUUUGGUGUGCUAGUGGAAAAAAAAAAGAACUAAAGAGCGGAUCCCCAACUUUGAGCUAAGUCUUGUUCAACUCGUGAGCCAACUCGACUAGGUGGCUUCUUGAGGUCAACCCGUGAACUCUCUUGUUUUUUUUAGUUCAUGAGAUGUCUUAACAUUUUAAUUAGUGAGCCAGCUCGACUAUAGGCUUACGAGAAAAUCAAUCUACAUCAUAUGAGUUGAUUUGUUGAUAAUUUAUGGGUUUAGUAAAUUAUAUAUCUCAACAAGCCACCGAACCCAGUAAUUCUCGCUCGCGAGCUCAACAAAGCACAACUAAACUUUGCUUUCGUAAAUCGAACAAAUCAACGUUUUUUUUCCAGAAUCAAACGCGAGGUCAUCCCGUGUCAAACGUCAUCGAGCCCCCCUCGUGAGCAUAACUCCAACUCAUCAGCACAGCUGGUUACUGAUCGGAUCCGCGCUCCGGCAAUAAACUUUUUGCAUGUACAAAACCAAUCACCAAUUUUAGACUCCUCUCCUUGGUUGUGAUCGCCCUCGAUCACUUGACUAAUGACCAUCUUUAUACCAUUCGUUGGACCUAAUCACAUCUCAUGAAUCGUAGCUUGACCAUACGAAUCAAUCUAAUACAUAUCUUCGACCUUAUCACACCUUCACGAUGUCCAACGAGCAAAAUAAAACAAAAAACCGUAUCCUUGGACAAAUAUAGAGUUAGUUAGUAGUAGUAGUAGUCGAAAAAUAAAAACUAUAAAAAUCAUAGUUUGUACGUACACCAAUGUCGCCAACCUUUUGCUUGAAGGACGUAUCCCCAUAAGCCGGCCGCCGGUUUGGUCCGAAAUUGAGAAACCAAGGAAAAAAAAAAUACAAAAAGAGAACGAAAAAGACCGAAGAAUCUGAAUUCCUCCCCGCCGGCAAAGUAGAACCAACGACACCAACGAGUCACUAUAAGAACAGAGCCGAUCGAUCGAGCAAAGGAAAAAGUAAAAAAAGUUACCCAUCUUAUAUACAUAACAACAAUGGCCGUUCUCAUUAUGCUACUACUUCUGGCGGCCCAUUUUCCGAGCGGGUCCGCGGCGGCGGCGGCAGGCCCAGACGACGUGUGCGGCCCAGACAGGCCGUAUCUCCACGUGUCGGAAUUCCCGGGGUACGUGGUUAACGCGCUGAAUUACGUGGUGAACAAUGCGGCUGCCGGCUACGCGAAUCCAGCGCAGGCGCAGACCACCGACGUGGAGUGCUCGACGUUCUAUCCGGACGCGACACAUGGCAAUGCGUGGGCGGGCGCCACGUGUUACGCCGGCGUGACGCCGGGUGGAUGCACGGAGUGCCUGUCCGUGUUGCUGCCGCACGUGCUGCCGUGCAAGAGGAGGACCCUGGGGGGAGCUUACAUUCCGGGGAGGUGCUGGCUGCGGUUCGGGCAAUACAUGCCGGCCGCGUAGGGGGUCGCGUCGUCUGGGAAUCCACGAAUUCGAUUUAAUUGUCGUCACUGUUUGCAACUGCAAUUUCGAUAUGAUAGAAGGAUCACUACCUGCAGGAGAUUUCAUAAGUUUGUUCUUCUGUUGUUGUUAUCCAGCACAAGAAGCUUCACACCAUCUUGUAAUUUUUUUUUUCCACAAGGUUUUUAGUUGUUCGAUGAGAAUGUAUGACCAUUUUGUUUGGCAGGAAAAUACUCACUAUACUAAGUCAUAUUCACUGUCAUCUAAAUUCAAAUACACUCAUACCUAGUAGAAAGCGAAUUAAUACUUACGGCACAGUUAAGUCAUAUCGAGUCAUGCCAACUAGCUCAUAUCCAAUAAGAAGUAAACUAAUUAUCAUAUUCAUCUGACUAGGAAUAUUCAAUAUCUAGUCAACUCAUAUUCACUAAUGGUAAAAACUCAAUACUAGCAAAUGAUAUCAAACUCAGAACUCUGAAAAAGAAGGGAGAGACAAUGCAGCAGAGAAAUAAGCAAAACCAAGACAUCAAAUCAACAAGCGUUUGUAGUCCAACGGUUAGGAUAAUUGCCUUCCAAGCAAUAGACCCGGGUUCGACUCCCGGCAGACGCACAUAAACUCAUUUUCAGCAGACAGCUUAAUGAGAGUGACCAUUUUUCUAACUCAAAUGAGGCGGACUGAGAACUUGAAGGAUUUUCUUUUUGCCAACAGGGGGAACUUGAAGGAUUUGCAGGUCUGCAACUACAAGUGCACCACACUGAAUGUCUGUGAUGAGACUGUGACAGCCUUGCUGAUUACCUUGUGAACAAGUUCCUCUGCCUGUUCAUCUUAGAAUGUCACUUGAUUCAUGCAACUGUACGAAUAAUCUGUUUGUCUCCGAUUCGAUUCUCAGAGAACAGAAGCGUCGACUAUUAAGAACCAACAACGAAUGGUGCUACAGAUCGAGCACAAGAAGCAGGCAUAUACAAAUAGCUUACCUUAAUGCCCUCAAAACGAAAAACGAAAACCCAGAAAUGCGUAAGGUGAAAUACAUAAACAAAAAUGAC